AUGGCUGACUUGGUUGUUCCCCGGGGGUUCGAUCAAAUAGCCACAGUGGGCUGUGGGGCAUUCGGGACUGUUUACAGUGCCUGGGAGACGAAUAAGAAGCGGAAAGUGGCUAUUAAAGAGUAUAAAGUACGGCAGCUAUCGUCUGGGGUUUUGCGCGCAAUGAAGACAGAGCUAGAGAUAAUCCCGCGCAUAAGCCACCCAAAUCUAGUCCAGCAUUUUGAGGUUUUUAACGAAAUACCAGGAAAGAUUAUGCUUUCAAUGGAGUUUCUAGAAAGCGGCUCUCUGUCUAAUCUCAUUGAUAAGUACCACCAGUGUCGGCAAAAUAUCCCGGAGACGUUUGUCUGGGACAUUACGGCACAGAUGGUAUUGGCUUUGCGGUAUUUGCACUCACCAAUCAAGGAAAAUGCCUCUGGCAUCGGUCGGAUUAUACACAGAGAUCUAAAGCCUGAUAACGUAUUUCUAUCUAGUACUGGUGCGGUCAAGAUAGGGGAUUUCAACUUGUCGCGGGUGAUUGAAUCGGCGGAUGCGAAAAUGACCUUUGCCGGUACGUUUUCAUACAUGGCACCAGAAAUACUCUUGCGGAAGCCUUACAACGAGAAGGUGGAUAUUUGGUCUCUUGGCUGCAUAGUGUGUGAAAUGUGCACAAAUAGACCAAUUUUCAAUUUUUCGCAUUCUACUGAUUACACCACGGAGUUCUCAAAAUUUUCAGCACAGAAUCUCAGGCUACCGCAGGGAAUGUACUCUAAUGACCUGAUUGGGUUCAUAUAUAAAAUUCUAGUCGUAGAUCACAAUGCUCGGCCCUCUUCGUCUGAGCUUGCUCAGGUGCCCCAAAUAGUAAGUGCUGUUAAGCGACUGAUUGAGCGUGGCGUCUACGAUACUAGUAUUCUCAACGACCUUGACUACACUCUGAAGCAUACACCCGGAAAUAGAACGGUGCAGUCUGGUGACGACGACUUGAGUAGGCGGGGAAGCAGAUCUAUUAGCACGUCCCGCACUUCUCGGCCAAGCAGUGUUCAUCCCAUAGAUCUCCGAAAAUCGUCCAAGCAGUGUGGACAUGCACAUGCGCAGCCCCUCGAAUCUCUAGAGAGUGUUCAUGGUAAAGGUCUCAGUUCUGGAGGGUUCCAUGAUCACGGGGGCCAAAGCGAUGGUGCUGAUAAAGUUAAGCGCUACCCUUCAGGAGGACCCAAAGAGAUUAACUAUUCACUACUGGAGAACCCAAGCGUCUACGGUGAUGCGGCGGUGAGGGUAUCUGAUCGUGCACACAAGGAUAUACCUGAGAAUCCUAGACAUUUUGCAGAUGGGACUACCGUUUCAAUAGACACGAGUGCCCUUCCAGCAUAUUUGAAACGGAUGACGGAUGGGGACACUUCGACUAGAAGCAGAUCUUCGUCGUCUAAGCACCGAAUAUCCCAAGGUUGUGCUACAACUACUCUUCAGCAUUCUGCGUUUUCCGGACACGGCACUGCAAGAUAUGACUAUCAAGUAGAGGGAUCCCGUGGUACCACUGAUUCACGCCCCUAUUCGCGUAACCAACGAAGUGAUAGCCGUGUUAGUCGCAACAUGUGCAAGUCCGAAAGCGUCAAUACCAUGACUCCGAGCCGCCAUGAGUCUCGGCAGGGUCUUCCGCACUCGUUAUCGUCCAAAGACCACGUAGCUAAACGAACUCCCACAGGAGUUUCGAUUCAUGGGCACACAAACCUUAUGAAGGCGGCGACAAUCGGAGACUCGAAGGGUGUGAAGCAGUGGAUUUCACAGGUUCGCCAGUACGACGAGGACGGCAAAACGGCUCUUAUGUAUGCGGCUAUAUCCGACAGCUUGAACUGCGUCGAGAUCCUUUUACCCGAAGAGUGUAGGAUGACGGAUCGAGUAGGUAACACAGCCCUUAUGCAUGCGGUACUGAAUAAAAGAUUCAACUGCAUUCAGCUCCUUCUGCGCCAGGAAACAGGGUUACGAGAUAUCAAAGGACGCACAGCGCUGAUGAAGGCAGCUGCUACCGGCCAGCUUUCUAUCGCAACCUUACUACUUGGGUCUGAAGGAGGCCUAGCUACUCCGGAUGGUUCGACAGCCCUGACUUAUGCAGCAAACCACAACGACAUUGACAUGGUUAAUUUGCUGUUUUCUUUAGAAUUUGCUAUAAGCGAACCAAAGCUAAACGAAAUGAGCCCUACGUUCACUAAUACGAUGAAAAUGCACUUACAACAACUAAGAACCAGCCGGCGAAAGUGA
This is a messenger RNA of Giardia duodenalis, 2226 nucleotides long. RefSeq names its product Kinase, NEK. The transcript has a single exon. Bases 1 to 2226 code for a protein of 741 amino acids. Gene Ontology annotation, biological process: protein phosphorylation. The record is from RefSeq and is a predicted model, not a curated record. Gene Ontology annotation, molecular function: protein kinase activity; protein binding; ATP binding. NCBI's taxonomy places the organism in Eukaryota, Fornicata, Diplomonadida, Hexamitidae.